AUGGCGCCCCGGGCAUCGCUGCAACGGCGCACCCUCGCGCCCCAGUCUGAACAUGUCUACGAGCUAGGCGUUGUCGGCCGCAAAACCGGUAUCACCCUCAAGGACACGGGCAUCCGCGACGAACAUGGCAUGGAACCCAUCGACGACCUCUUCUCGCCCAAUCCUUCGGACGACGAUAGCAGCGACGGAGAGCCGAUGGAUCUUACUGCUACGUCUGGUAUUGGCCCCGCGGCUCUGCUGAAUGGCCACGGCAAUCGGCUAGCUAUACCACUCCCCCUCCCGCGCGUCCGGUCGCCAGUCAAAACGAGCCUCAAUUCGCCGGCGCAAAGAAACCGGCUACUCGCGCGGAGCUCUUCGCCCACCCGCGGAUCUAUUGUCCGAGAGCGCGACUCCCAGCCGAACCGUGGUCAGAUGGCCGCUAAGCGCCGCCUAGAUUUUAGUGCUUCGAAGUCUUUGUCUCUGCCACAGCCGCUCCCAGGCAAAGGGGGCUCCAGACUGAAUAGCACCAGUGGCUCGGCAAGGGAUCUAACUAAUGGUUACUACUCCGACAGUAGCCUCCAGGAAGAAGAGGAGGAAGAGGAAGAAGAGGAGGAAGAGGAGGAAGAGGAGGAAGAGGAGGAAGAGGAGGAAGAGGAGGAAGAGGAGGAAGAGGAAGACGUCAACAACCUCAUCGACGAGUCCCUGGCUAUGCUUAAUGCCGGAGGCGACGACGACUACAACUUGCCCGAACAAUCGGAAAACCAACAAGACUCGGACCCCGCUGUUUCCUUUAUCGAGGAACAAAGCGCGUCCUCUUCCACGGCGAAGCGGAAACCAGGAAGGCCACCCCAGGUCAAAGCCAGUGGCACUGCAUUAUCACGAGGACGGCCGUCAGUGAAGAGAGCCGUUCCUGUCGUGGUUGAGGAAUCUGAAGAAGAGGCCGACGAGGAACCCAAGGACGAGCCAGAAGAGCCUGAGCCGGCUGCAGCGACAAGCGAUACACCAGAAGAAGAAGAGAUGGAGGAGGAUGUAGUAACCAAGCCACUAAAAAAAGUGCCUAAAAGGCGCGGACAACCGCCCAAGGUAGGCAAAGCCGCAGCAGCGCCAGCGCCAGCAAUAGAAUCUCCAGCACCGGCCGUGGAAGCUCCAGUGGCGAAGCGUAACAAGCGGCGCUCACUAACAGAAGUAGAGGAAGAAGAAAGCGCAGUCAAAGGGGAAGACACGGCGACGCGCCAACCAAAGCGACAGCGCACCGACUCCCGGUCCGGGGCCAGCGCCACGGUAUCCAAGAAGACAAGCACUGCUAGAAGCAGUAGCCAAAAUGCAGCCUCCGAACAACCAGAAGCCGCCGUGUCCAAAAAGACAGGGGCUGCUAAGGGCAGUCGCCAAAAGGCGCCUUCCGAGCAGCCAGAAGCCGCGCCGCCCGCCAGCAAAUCCGCACCGCCGCCGCCGGCAGUGAAGGGCAAACGAGAGCGGCCCAAGCGCAGGUCAUCAGUUGAUCCAGGAGACACCUCAUUGGUCGCGGUCGCCAGCCGGCCGCCGUUGCCGAAGUCGCGCGGGCUGCUGAUCAACAGGCGCGACGCGCUGGGCGACUCGGGCAUGUUCCAAACGCGGUCCGGGCGCAACUCGAUGAAGCCGCUGGCGUUCUGGCGUAACGAGCGCGUCGAGUUCGACCACGACGAGGCCAUGGAGGACCGGUUCACGGGGCGCAGCCAGCCCAUGAAGUUCAUUGUCCCGACUAUCAAGGAGGUGGUGCGUGUCGACGAGCCCGAACCCGAGUUCUACGCCAAGGCGCGCAAGGGGGGCUCUACCAAGCGGGGCGGCGGCGCGCGGCGCGGGAGGAAGCAGUCGUCGUACGGCGACGAAGACGACGACAGCCGCGGCCCCGCCGACCCCUGGGAAGUCAACCCCGGCACACUCAGCGGGGAGGCCGUGGUGUGGCAGCCUGACUACGAGACGAACGCGCCCAAGCCCGACGACUUGGUCGACAUGGAGGAGCGGCAGCUGGCCAUCAGCGCGUCGGCCAUCCGCCCGCAGGCUGUCAAGGACUCCAACUUCCUCUUCGCUAAGACCAUUAACGAGGGCUUCUUUGGCGCCGGCGUCGUCGACCUACCGCCGGGCGCCGAGAAGCGCUCCAAGAACACGCGCAGGAUGUUCAUGACCUUCUUCGUCUUCACCGGCCGCGUCCUCGUCACCGUCAACGACACCGAGUUCCGCAUCAGCAAGGGCGGCAUGUGGUCUGUGCCGAGGGGGAACUACUACAGCAUCGAAAACGACUACGACCAGCCCGCGCGCAUCUUCUUCGCCCAGGGUUGCGAGGUGGCCCCCCAGCCGCCUCCGCAGGACGAAAACACCUCGUAG
Lasiosphaeria miniovina is the source of this 2340-nucleotide messenger RNA. RefSeq names its product kinetochore CENP-C fungal-like protein. The transcript has 4 exons. The record is from RefSeq and is a predicted model, not a curated record. Gene Ontology annotation, molecular function: centromeric DNA binding. Gene Ontology annotation, cellular component: kinetochore. The coding region runs from base 1 to 2340 and encodes 779 amino acids. Gene Ontology annotation, biological process: spindle attachment to meiosis I kinetochore; kinetochore assembly; attachment of mitotic spindle microtubules to kinetochore. NCBI's taxonomy places the organism in Eukaryota, Fungi, Ascomycota, Sordariomycetes, Sordariales, Lasiosphaeriaceae.